This is a messenger RNA of Gadus macrocephalus (Pacific cod), 2485 nucleotides long. RefSeq names its product hyaluronan synthase 1 (gene has1). Gene Ontology annotation, molecular function: hyaluronan synthase activity. Bases 1 to 1695 code for a protein of 564 amino acids. Gene Ontology annotation, biological process: extracellular matrix assembly; hyaluronan biosynthetic process. The transcript has 4 exons. The record is from RefSeq and is a predicted model, not a curated record. NCBI's taxonomy places the organism in Eukaryota, Metazoa, Chordata, Actinopteri, Gadiformes, Gadidae.
AUGGAACUGAAGCCGUUGCUCCGAGGCCUGGGCUCCCUGGUGCGGGCCUGCCUCACCUUCCUCUUCGCCCUGGCCGUGCUGGGGGUGAUGAUCUGGGCCUACGUGCAGGGGUUCCAGCUCGUCACCUCUCCCUACGGCAUCAUCUCCUUCGGCUUCUACGGCCUGCUGCUCGGCCUCCACGUCCUGGUCCAGAGCCUCUUCGCCUUCAUCGAGCACCGGAGGAUGAAGGCGCGCACCCAGCCCUGCAGCUACACCAAGACCAUCGGCUUCACCGUGUCCGCCUACCAGGAGGACCCCGCCUACCUCCGGGAGUGCCUCCAGUCCAUCCGGGCGCUCCAGUACCCCCCCGAGCUGCUGCGGGUCAUCAUGGUGGUGGACGGCAACUCGGAGGACGACCGCUACAUGAUGGACAUGUUCCGGGAGGUGUUCUCCGACCAGGACCCCGGCUGCUUCGUGUGGGAGAACAACUACCACAGCCGGGACCCCACGGCGGCGGGGGGCGCGGGGGACCAGGUGUGCUACGAGGACCCCGGGAGGAAGCAGGUGGAGGAGUUGAUCAGCAGCAGGAGGUGUGUGUGCAUUAUGCAGCGCUGGGGCGGCAAGAGGGAGGUCAUGUACACCGCCUUCAAGGCCCUGGGAGGCUCUGUGGACUACAUACAGGUUUGUGACUCAGACACUAAGCUGGACUCGUUGGCUACGGUGGAGCUAUGCAAGGUUCUGGAGAGCAACCACAAGUAUGGUGCCGUGGGGGGGGAUGUGAUGAUCCUCAACCUCAAAGACUCCUACAUCAGCUUCAUGAGCAGUCUUCGCUACUGGAUGGCUUUCAACAUCGAGAGGUCCUGCCAGUCCUUCUUCGACUGUGUGUCUUGCAUCAGUGGGCCGCUGGGCCUGUAUCGGAAUGACCUCCUUCAACAGUUUCUGGAGUCCUGGUAUAAUCAGACAUUCCUUGGAACUCACUGCACAUUUGGGGAUGACAGACACUUGACCAAUCGCAUGCUAAGCAUGGGCUAUGCUACUAAAUACACGGCUCGCUCAAAGUGUUACACGGAAACACCAGCCCAGUUCCUACGCUGGCUCAACCAACAAACUCGCUGGACCAAGUCCUACUUCCGAGAGUGGCUCUUUAACGCCAUGUGGUGGCACAAGCACCACCUCUGGAUGACCUACGAGUCCAUCGUCUCCGGGGUCUUCCCCUUCUUCGUGACCGCCACCAUCAUCCAGCUGUUCUGGACAGGCAGCCUGUGGGACAUCCUCUGGGUCCUUUGCUGUAUCCAGCUGAUUGGGCUGGUGAAGGCGUCCUACGCCUGCAUCCUUCGUGGGGACAUGGCCAUGGUCUUCAUGUCUCUCUACUCUGCCCUGUACAUGACCAGCCUGCUGCCCGCAAAGUACUUUGCCAUUCUAACUAUGAACAAAAGCAGCUGGGGAACGUCCGGCCGGCGUAAGAUGGUGGGCAACUACAUCCCCCUCCUCCCAUUAUCAGUGUGGGCGGCCAUCUUGUUAGGUGGGCUGUUUUACACCAUCUACAAGGAGAGCCAGAUGAGCUGGCAGACCCCCGCUAAGAAGAUGGAAACUGGCUUCCUUAUCUUUGGUUGUGCAGCAUACACAUGCUACUGGAUCAUCAUGGUGGUUCUCUAUUGGGUUUGGUUUCGCAGGGCUUGCAGGAGACGCAGCAAGUCUUACAAGAUAGACGUUUAAACCACUAAAGAUAAGAAAAAAACAGAGAAUGUUUUUAACGUAUCAUUAUCACAAUAACAAAUAUGCCUAAUAUAUUUCCUUUAUGUUCAUUCAUUUGUUCGCCAGUAAAAUGUAUUGAAAUAGUUAUUAAUUCUACUGAAAGACAUCUGUAGAAUAUAAUGCUAGAUGUUGAAUGUCAUGUAACUAAAUGGUUACUGCCUGACAAGGGGAUGCGGUGGCAAAUGAAUUACACUGUAUUUAGGGCUUUUUAGCCCAUGUACCUCAGGAUUACAGACGACAUAUCCACUGGGUUUCGAUGCAUUUAUUUAUUUAUUGUACUGUGUUUCAUGUUAUUGGAAGGGGAGUUAUUUAGAAAGAAGUGGGAUGUUAGGAUGUGUUCAGGAUAUUUAGUUAAAGUUGGGAUUGAUUUUCAAGGAUGCUACAAUGAUGAAUUGGACCUUGCUGUAUAACUAUUCCUAUGCACAGCGACGGCACUUUGGAAAGCAAUAGAUAUGCACUUGAAGGCAUGCAGGUCAAAUGACUUUAACGAUACUACAAAAGGCACAUAGAGAAAUAGCCUGUAGGUAUCGCAAAAACAAGUUAAUAAAGAACACUUUAACCCCUGAAGAGGCAUGUUAAAUAACUGUAUAGUUACUGAAAAAACAUGAAUUGUCAAAAUGUUUAUUUGUUUUCUAUGAAGUACACAUCAUGUUAUCUUGAAAUUGUAUUACAAUGUGAAUGUGUUCUGGACAGAAAGAUAUUUAAAUUAAACCGAUACAUUUUCUUAAAUAAACAGACCUGUAUUUUUCAU